CUCAACCUCUAUUUACCUCGCGCCUAUCUGAUCCGCGCUUUCUCACCGUUUGAUCAUUUCGAUCACAAAACUAAUACAGGUCUGUUGUCCGCAACAGGUUGAUAAGCGUUUUCGAAUUCCUGCGAUGCAUUGAAUUAAUCACUGUGUCACCUCUCGCCGAAAGUUCAGCUCAGCCAUUUCUUGUGGAUAAAGCUACUUUCCCGAAGCUUUCGUUUGGGUUUUCUGCAAUUUGCUUCCUCGGUUAUCAGAGUCACAGAUUAGAUUGCUGUUGUAUUUGACUGGAACAGAGGAAAUUAAAUGGCGGAAGUUUUAGGCAAGACCAGUCUGAUCUCAUCUUGGAAUAGCCAUAGGCACCAUCAUUGUCACAGAACCUCUGUAGCUCCGAAGAAUUUAAACUGCAAAUCUGGGGUUUCUUGUUCUUUGAGGAGGUCCCCUUCUCUGAAACUAAAUUCUCAGGUUCUCAGAUCCUCAUCUUCACCGACGCAGAGUCAAUUUUAUGGCAGAAAGAUUGUCUUUCAGGUCAUGAAAAGCAUACCUUACAGAGGGAUUUCCCUAUUUCGAGCUUCAACCGCAACUCAGAUGGGUCGCGUAUUCGGGAAAGCUCAAAAAUGGUGGGAAAAGGGACUUCAACCCAACAUGAGAGAGGUGACUUCGGCACAAGACCUUGUGGACUCCCUAUUAAACGCAGGGGACAAGCUGGUCAUUGUUGAUUUCUACUCUCCUGGUUGUGGUGGUUGCAAAGCCCUCCAUCCAAAGAUAUGUCAAUUUGCAGAGAUGAACCCUGAUGUGCUAUUCCUUCAGGUGAAUAAUGAGGAGCACAGAGCUAUGAGUUAUAGCCUUGGCGUCCACGUUCUUCCCUUCUUCCGCUUCUACAGAGGCGCUCAAGGUCGUUUAUGCAGCUUUAGCUGUACCAAUGCGACGAUCAAGAAGUUCAAGGAAGCAGUAGCCAAACACACCCCAGAUAGAUGCAGCUUAGGCCCGGCCAAAGGGUUGGAGGAGAAAGAGCUCUUAGCUUUGGCCGCCAACAAAGAUCUUAACUUUACCUACACACCCAAACCAAUUCAACCUGUUCAUGAACCUGCUGCUCAAGAGUUCCCGGUGGAGGCCUCAAAACUUAUGCAUGUCCCCUACACUGGAGGAGUUGGGAGGUGAUGAUGCACAACCUCUGCAUGCCCCUGCACAAGAAGGGUUGGCUGCUGAGGCCGAGGCCGAUAUGGUGCCGACUUCUUCCCAUGUCUCCGAAAAGAUAACCCUAACCACUGCUGGGAGAUGAUGUGGCCGUUUUGUGAGCCCAUCUCCUAGGUCCUAACCAUAUCCCUUGUACAGUUUUUUGUUUUUGUUUUUGUUUUUUUUAAUGGCAGAGCCAUCUUCAUUUAGCAUCGGAUGUGAGAAUGAAUAUUUAAGGUUGGAGUCAAAUAGUUUAGGCUUUGGUCCAUUAGUCUGUAUUCCCCAGAUUGCUUCAGGCCAUUGGAUUUACUUUUUUUGGGAUCCAACCCUGCUGUACUCUAAGAAUUCAGAAGCGGUCAGCUGUAUCAUUCCUUGUUGGUCUUUUUGUGUCAUGGCGGAAUCCCUCCCAGUCCCUGAUGCUGUAAAAAUGCAUAUCUAUUAUUCAAUGGAAUAUUUAGUUUCUGUUGGUUCUA
Molecule: messenger RNA, 1640 nt
Organism: Prosopis cineraria
Lineage: Eukaryota; Viridiplantae; Streptophyta; Magnoliopsida; Fabales; Fabaceae
Product: thioredoxin-like 1-1, chloroplastic
Exons: 4
Coding region: 298-1152 (284 amino acids)
Biological process (GO): cell redox homeostasis
Source: RefSeq, a predicted model, not a curated record